This is a messenger RNA of Lotus japonicus, 1472 nucleotides long. RefSeq lists its product as uncharacterized. Gene Ontology annotation, biological process: rRNA 5'-end processing. The record is from RefSeq and is a predicted model, not a curated record. NCBI's taxonomy places the organism in Eukaryota, Viridiplantae, Streptophyta, Magnoliopsida, Fabales, Fabaceae. The coding region runs from base 5 to 637 and encodes 210 amino acids. The transcript is spliced from 8 exons.
UUGGAUGCAUCAAUCACGAUCACAACAAAAAUUCGGUGACACUUCCGAUUCACUGCUCUAUCGGCGGCGGCGGCGACGGCGCAUUCUGCCACAACACACGACGAGUUCGGCAACGGGUGAAAUGAGGUUCGUGCAGCCAUUGCAAUUGUUCCAUAAUUUGGCCAAGGCAACCCAGAAGGAACGUGGAAGGUUGAUUGGUUUAGACGUUGGUGAUAAAUAUGUUGGCGUUGCUCUUUCUGAUUUUGAUAACAAAAUUGCCUCACCUUUCAGUGUUCUGAUCAGGAAGAAGUCAAAUAUUGGGUUAAUGGCUUCUGAUUUUGAGACCCUGAUAUCUAAAUACUCCUUGAAGGGCUUUGUUAUUGGAAUCCCUUUUAACAACUUUCGGGUGUCUCCUGAUGCUGUACAAGUGAAGGUCUUGAUUGAUGCCCUCAGUAAAACCAAAAAGCUUGAAGGUCUAAAUUAUACGUAUUGGAAUGAGUGCUUCACCUCACAGAAUGUUGGGUUGCUGUUAAAGCCUUUGAACUUGAAUCAUCCAGUUCAUUCCAAGACUAUACUAGACAAGUUUGCUGCUGUAGGAAUACUUCAGGGGUACCUGGAUUAUGUUAACAGAAAAAUGAGGCAGCAAGCAACACAAUGAUUAUGGUACUUCAUUUUGGAUACUCUUAUAGAUGCGUAUCAGGUACAUAUGGAAAUAUUUUAAUUUAAACAAGGUACGGCUUGAGUAUGCGCACAUAAAUCUUUUUUAUCCGUCUUUUUAAUUUUUUUAUGCAUACAACUACGCCGCAUCACACAUAUUGUCCGUUCCUUCCCGAUUUUGGUAGUAAUUAGAAACCAAAGUUAAUAAGAAAAUCUGUAUUGAAUUUCUAUCAAAAAAUAGAACAUAUUAUUGUAUUAUAUUAUUGAUUGAAUUCACGGGUAAAACCUGCGUUUUCUUUUUAUACUUAUGACUGCCUUUUGGUGUAGUGAAUAUUUUAAGUAAUACUUGUAGUUUACACUUUCAUUAAUCAUCCUUGCAGGUUUGGCCACCUGAGUAAGAGUAAGGGAAGAGAAAAGCUGAGUUCAUAGAAAGAUCUAACUUCUAACAUCAAUGACAUUCAUUCAUAUUGCUGGAGUCACUCAUGGUCACCACAAAAUUUGUUAGUUCCGUAGUAGAUUGAAGAGGACUUCGUUAAAACUUUGGGAGACAAGUGUAAAAUCUCACAUUUUGUUUGUAGAAUUAGAAGGAAAGCAGAAAACACUCAAUCUUAAUUGCUUUAUCGAAAUGCUGCAAGUAAAUUUUUCUAGGAGUAGGCAUCCUUUUAUUUUACCGAGGGGACUAAUGACUCUUUUUUUUGCAACAAUCUGUAAGUCAAGCUUGAUGCCAUGUUCAUUGUAAUACCCCUUGAAUUGAUCAUGAGUCACAACAAGCACGAGGAAUAAUCUCACUUUUCUGAAGUAUGAUUAUGCAAAUAUAUGACCAAGAGUUCUGGAAU